UUCGAUUCGAUUUGAUAUUCUUUUCCCUUCUCUUAACCGUUUUUUGAUUCUAGUAUAUAGAGUGAAUUGAGAAAGAAGGAAGAAGAAAAAAGAAAAAAGAGCGCCAUUAAUAGAAAAGUCGUUUAAAAACGUAACGAAACGAAUCCACCGUAACAAACUAAACAAGUUCUGCGGACUUAACACAGACACGUUCCCAUUUCUCUCUCACACAUGCACACUCCUCAAACCCACCUAACAAGAUGCGAAUUCCGAUCAAUCACCGAUUCAUCAAAAACCUCACACUCAACAAAUCACGCCAUGUCUCCACAUGCAGAGCCGUUCUCCUCCCCUCUUUCGGUGGACCCCACAAACUCGAGCUCCACCACAACGUCGAAGUCCCUCCUCUCAAACCCCACGAAGUCCUCGUCCGCUCACGCGCCGUUUCCAUCAAUCCUUUAGACACCCGAAUGCGUGCUGGUUAUGGGCGCUCACUUUUUGGGCGGUGUCUGCCGAUAAUUUUGGGCCGUGACGUCAGUGGCGAGGUGGCGGCGGUUGGUGCUGCCGUGAAUUCGGUGAGUGUUGGCCAACAGGUUUUUGGGGCUUUGCAUCCAACUGCUAUUAGAGGGACUUAUACUGAUUAUGCAAUUCUUUCUCAAGAUGAGGUUACUUCAAAACCAGAUUCACUUUCUCAUGUGGAAGCAAGUGCAAUUCCUUUUGCUGCAAUGACAGCUUGGCGUGCUCUAAAAUGUACUGCUAGUAUAAGUGAGGGGGAAAGGAUAUUAGUAGUGGGAGGUGGGGGAGCCGUAGGGUUUUCUGCUAUUCAACUUGCAGUAGCAGAGGGUUGCCCUGUCACAACUACUUGUGGAACUCAAAGCGUUGAACGAAUGUUAGCAGCCGGCGCUGAGCAAGCUGUUGAUUAUAUUACUGAGGAUGUUGAAUUGGUUAUAAAGGGGAAGUUCGAUGCUGUUUUGGACACAAUUGGUUUACCAGAGACAGAACGCGUGGGCAUUAGGUUUCUGAAAAAAGGUGGACAUUACAUGACACUUCAGGGUGAAGCAGCAUCAUUGGCUGAUAGGUUUGGGCUGACUCUCGGGCUUCCCGCAGCUACAGCUUUUUUAUUGAAAAAACAGAUUCAAUACCGAUUAGCUUACGGAAUAGAAUACUCAUGGAUAUUCAUGAGGUCUGACAUAGAAGGUUUAAUUGAGAUUCGAAAGCUAUGCGAAGCCGGGAAGUUGAAGAUACCCGUGGAGAAAACCUUUCCGAUAACAAAGGUAAAAGAAGCUCAUGAGGCAAAAGACGAGAGAAUCAUUCAAGGUAAAGUGGUGCUGGAACUUGAUUGAAGAAGGCCUCAAAUUCAUAAGAGAGAUGCUUAAUAAUCUUGAGUGGAUUGUUCCACAAUUAGUUGAGAAAUAGACACGUUUUUUUAAGGGUUUUUCAUAUAUGAUAUAAAAUGGAACUAUUUUUUGUUGUAAAUUUUGAUUCAUAAUAUACCCAAUCACAAAAUAUCUGUAAAUUUGUUGAGAAUUUAGUGUGACGCAUGAGCUAUAUGCAACUGUUCUGUUUGUAGUCAUGUCCAUUUAUGAAAGGUGCUGGUAUGAUUUUAUGCCUACAUAAUAAA
This is a messenger RNA of Cicer arietinum (chickpea), 1597 nucleotides long. RefSeq lists its product as uncharacterized. The record is from RefSeq and is a predicted model, not a curated record. Lineage: Eukaryota; Viridiplantae; Streptophyta; Magnoliopsida; Fabales; Fabaceae. Gene Ontology annotation, molecular function: oxidoreductase activity.